CAUUAACUCACAAAACAGAGUUACUUAACACAAAGACGUCCUCCCUAUUUGAAUGACAAAGUGUUAAACAAAAAACAGAAGAUAAGGUUCUCUCGCUAAUAAUCAAAUCGCCCAACUUGUAAUUCCUUUCUGCAUCACCGUCGUGAACCGCUUGGUUUUCGCAAUAUUAAGGUUGCCGGAAAACUGCCAGAAACCAUCGGCAACCCCUCUGCAAUAAAUGGCCGGCGAUUCUGAAACCCCGCUGCUGUUGGAGACGGUAGACGGUGUCGUUGACUUCAAGGGACGCCCAGUCCUACGAUCUACCUCUGGUGGUUGGAAAGCUGCUGCCUUCAUUAUAAGUGUGGAAGUGGCAGAGAGGUUUGCUUACUAUGGAAUCAAUUCAAACCUCAUAAAUUAUUUGACUGGUCCACUUGGUCAAUCGACGGCAACGGCAGCGGAGAAUGUCAACAUCUGGUCUGGAACGGCGUCGUUACUCCCUCUGCUCGGUGCUUUUCUUGCUGAUUCUUUUCUUGGCCGUUACCGCACCAUCUUAAUUGCCUCCGUUAUUUAUAUUUUGGCAUUGAGUCUAUUGACUUUGUCGGCUACUCUACCUUCCGACGGCGAAAGUCAUGCAAUAUUGUUCUUCUUUUCUUUAUAUCUUGUUGCAUUUGCACAAGGUGGACAUAAGCCUUGUGUUCAGGCAUUUGGAGCUGAUCAAUUUGAUAUCAACCACCCGCAGGAACGCAAGUCUAGAAGUUCGUUUUUUAAUUGGUGGUAUUUUACCUUUACUGCAGGUCUCCUUGUUUCAGUUUCGAUCUUGAACUAUGUUCAAGAUAAUAUCGGUUGGUUUCUUGGUUUUGGCAUUCCUUGCAUUUCAAUGGUAAUUGCAUUGUUUCUUUUCUCCCUUGGAACUUGGACCUACCGCUGUAGCAUCCCACCAAGUGAUCAACAACGGCCCCCUUUUUCCAGAAUUGGUAGGGUGUUUAUUGCAGCAAUCAGCAACUGCCGAAAGCAAACUACUGAACAACAGGAACCUCGUCCUUCUCAACAAUUUAGUUUCUUGAACAAAGCAUUAAUUGCAUCGGACGGAUCAAAGGAAAAGGGGAAAGUUUGUAGUGUUUCCGAGGUUGAAGAAGCAAAGGCGGUCCUGAGGCUUGUUCCAAUAUGGGCGACGAGUUUAAUUUUCGCCAUUGUGUUUUCUCAGUCUUCUACCUUCUUUAUCAAACAAGGUGUUACAAUGGACAGGAAAAUUUUGCCUACUUUUAAUGUACCGCCUGCUUCUCUUCAAUCCUUUAUCAGUCUCUCUAUUGUUCUAUUUAUUCCUGUAUAUGAUCGCAUUAUUGUUCCUAUAGCACGAGCCUUUACUGGUAAACCCUCUGGCAUCACAAUGCUACAGAGAAUUGGAGUUGGGAUGUUUUUUUCUGUGAUUUCUAUGGUAGUUGCAGCUUUUGUUGAGAUGAAAAGACUCAAAGUGGCUCGGGACCACGGAUUACUUGAUAUGCCAAAUGUGACAAUACCUAUGAGUAUCUGGUGGUUGAUUCCUCAAUAUGUCUUGUUUGGAGUAUCUGACGUCUUUACAAUGAUAGGUCUGCAAGAAUUUUUCUAUGAUCAGGUCCCAGAUGAAUUGAGAAGUAUCGGUCUUGCCCUCUAUUUAAGUAUUUUUGGGGUUGGGAGCUUUCUGAGUAGCUUUCUCAUCUCUGCUAUUCAAAAAGGAACAAGUAAAGAUGGAUGUGAUGGCUGGUUUGCAAGUAAUCUUAAUCGUGCACAUCUCGAUUAUUUCUAUGCUCUUCUGGCUGUUCUUAGUGCGGUGGAAUUAUCCGCUUUCUGGUUUUUUUCAAAAUCUUAUGUUUAUAAGAGAACAAGCACAUAGAGAAAGCAACUGGAAAAUAUGGAGAAACUUAUUAGUUGGUAAAUCAUUUCAAAUCUUUCUUGGAAUAUUCUAUUGGUAAAAUUCAUUAACUAGACAUUGCACCUGUUGAUUUAUAUUGUUCAGUUUAACCUUGUAAUAUAAUAGUUUAAACUUGUUAAUUGCUUUUUUAGAGUAAUACACUUAUCAUAAAGAGUUCAGAAAUUGCUUUAGCAGAUCUAUACAUGUUGAUUCUUCCUUUAGAUUUGAUACUAUUUGUGGUUUUGACAUUGAUAUAUGUACUACUAUUUUUAUAUUUCAUGUCUGCACUGUAUUGAAACCAGUUAAUUUCUCCGUUAAACCAAACUCAGAUUUAAGGAUUUGGGGUUUUAGGAGUUA
Messenger RNA from Cicer arietinum (chickpea), 2224 nucleotides. The record is from RefSeq and is a predicted model, not a curated record. NCBI's taxonomy places the organism in Eukaryota, Viridiplantae, Streptophyta, Magnoliopsida, Fabales, Fabaceae.